AUGCUCAACCUUUACCCGAGGUUCUCGGCGAGCUUCCGCUCCCGCGACGGAGACGACGAGGACGUGUCCAAGCUCCGCGCCUUCUAUGGCAUCGCCGUCGCCUGCGUGGCCAUCCUCCUGUUCUGCUGCGUGCUCGCCGCCACCUCCAGCGCCCUGAAGGCCGGCUCCUUCGCCGCCACGGCCGCGCUGCUGCUCGUCGUCCUCGGCUGUCUCGCGCCCAGAGCGUUGUGGCUUCGCCGCCGCCGCCGGGCGGGCAGGACAGAGAGCCCAGUGCUCGCUCUCACUGCUGCUGCUAGAGGCGGGUGCACGUGCGACGCGCCACCGGCGUUCGCGUUCGAGUGCUCGCUGGAGGAAGGCGGAGGCAUUAGCUGUGAAGGCGAGGAGGCGGUCCCGGGCUGCGUGGUGGUGUGCCCGGUCUGCCUGGAGGGCAUCUACGGCGGCGAGAUGGUGCGGCAGCUGCCGGCGUGCAGGCAUGUCUUCCACGUCGAGUGCAUCGACAUGUGGCUGCACUCCCACAGGACGUGCCCAAUGUGCCGGUGCGUGAUCUCGCCGGCGCCGACGGUGACGGCGAAAGCCUUGGGGCCAGAGGAGGCGCUGGAGUCGUCGGAUGAGGCAUUGCCACCGGUUUAG
This is a messenger RNA of Lolium perenne, 630 nucleotides long. The record is from RefSeq and is a predicted model, not a curated record. NCBI's taxonomy places the organism in Eukaryota, Viridiplantae, Streptophyta, Magnoliopsida, Poales, Poaceae.